Molecule: messenger RNA, 2058 nt
Organism: Haemorhous mexicanus (house finch)
Lineage: Eukaryota; Metazoa; Chordata; Aves; Passeriformes; Fringillidae
Gene: DLX1
Product: distal-less homeobox 1
Exons: 3
Coding region: 303-1070 (255 amino acids)
Biological process (GO): negative regulation of transcription by RNA polymerase II; cell differentiation; embryo development
Molecular function (GO): DNA-binding transcription factor activity, RNA polymerase II-specific; RNA polymerase II cis-regulatory region sequence-specific DNA binding
Source: RefSeq, a predicted model, not a curated record
GUCCGGGCGAGCCCCGAGCGCCUCGGACCAAUCCAAAGCGAUUAUGCAAGACGACGGACCAAUCAGCUCCGCCGUCUCAUGAAUAUUCAUAGACUUGGCUGAGUCAAAGCUUUUAGGCGAGUUUGUGUAGAUCUACAGCAUCAUGCUUAGACUUUUCAAAGAGACAAACUCCAUUUUCUUAUGAAUGGAAAGUGAAAAACCCUGUUUCGCUUAAAUUGGGUUCUUUCCUGUCCUGAGAAACACAACAGACCCCAAAAAGGCAAGCUGAAGAGAGAACACACACACAGACCAAGCGACAAGAAAUGACCAUGACUACCAUGCCAGAGAGUCUAAAUAGCCCCGUCUCAGGGAAGGCUGUCUUUAUGGAGUUUGGGCCGCCCAGCCAGCAAAUGUCUCCUUCUCCCAUGUCCCACGGACACUAUUCCAUGCACUGUUUACACUCCGCGGGCCACUCUCAGCCUGACAGCUCGUACAGCACAGCUUCGUCCUUCUCCCGACCGCUGGGCUACCCCUAUGUGAACUCGGUCAGCAGCCACUCGACCAACCCCUACAUCAGUUCAGUGCAGUCCUACCCCAACAGCUCCAGCCUGACUCAGACCCGGUUAGAGGAGACAGGGGCCGAAUCGGAGAAAAGCACUGUGGUAGAAGGAGGGGAAGUUCGCUUUAAUGGGAAAGGGAAAAAAAUCCGCAAACCCAGGACUAUUUACUCCAGUUUACAGCUACAGGCUUUGAACAGGAGGUUCCAGCAGACUCAGUACCUGGCUCUCCCCGAAAGAGCCGAGCUCGCAGCAUCUCUGGGACUCACCCAGACCCAGGUGAAGAUUUGGUUUCAGAACAAGCGCUCCAAAUUCAAGAAGCUGAUGAAGCAAGGAGGGGCCGCCCUGGAGAGCAGCGCCUUGACCAACGGCAGGGCUCUCUCGGGCAGCUCGCCACCCGUGCCUCCAGUGUGGAAUACCACCUCCGCCUCUGGUAAGGCCUCGUCGGGGACCCCGGGCACCUACAUCCCCAGCUACACGUCGUGGUACCCUUCGGCCCACCAAGAAGCUAUGCAGCAGCCGCAGCUGAUGUGAUUAUAUAUACGUUUUCCCCUAACGCAAGCACUAUUGGUCCCGAAAAUAAUUAAAAUUAUUACAGGAAAAAAACAAAACAAAACAAAACAAAAAAAAAAAUCCAAAAGAGGAACAACAACAACAAAAAAGAAACUAAGUCAAAUAAAAGGAAAGAAAAAGAAAAGAGAGGGAAAGAGAGAGAGAAUUAAAAAAAAAAAAAAACAAAACCACGAAUGAAACCCAAGCAAACAAACAAACAGGAGGUCUCUUGCCCAUCCAGCCAUUAGGACGCUGCACGGUAGCUCGGUGCAGGAGAGCACAGAUGUGAUGCGGGCCGGUUCCCACCGCUGACAGCUGACGGAGCGGCCCCGAGCACCGCACAACAGCCUGGGAGCAGAGCGAGCGCCGGCCGCGGCUUUGUGGGACAAUCAGAAAAAGAUGUCUGGGGGGCGGGGAAGCCCUCUCCUCUGUCCUGUCUGUCUGUCUGUGUCUGUUGAAAUGUAGGUCAUUUAUUUACUACCCCGAUCUGACCGUCUCUUAAAUUGCGAGGGGGAAGGAAGCUGUACAAUUUACCAGAGCUUCUUUCCCGCGACAUUUUCUGUACCUUUCACUAUCCAUCUGUAUAUUUUUUGUUGUUGUUAAAAGGGGAAGACAGGGGGUUUAUUUAUUGAUUUAAAUUACCACUAUGAGAGUGCUAGAAACAAACUCAGCUUGCUGAGUGUACUGCUUGGACGCACAGUUUAAACAAAACCACAGAGGGUCCGUCGUCCCGUUCCCCCCUUCUCCCCGAAUAAAUCACCACGAGGGGAGGAUGCGAUUUUAACUUUUACAGUAACUUUUAUACUUCUCUGGUGUGGAAAGUUUUGAUCCGAAUGAUUUGCAUUUCUCGAAUAUUUAACAAAGGAAAUAAAUGCACAUUGUUUGGUACUCUGAAGUGGAAUUGCAGCAGCUGCCAGCGCUUUGCUGAGGUGAAGCAAGGCGCAGAGGACGGAACGACGGCCCGGAGGGC